This is a messenger RNA of Thyridium curvatum, 1029 nucleotides long. RefSeq lists its product as uncharacterized. The coding region runs from base 1 to 1029 and encodes 342 amino acids. The record is from RefSeq and is a predicted model, not a curated record. Gene Ontology annotation, molecular function: methylenetetrahydrofolate dehydrogenase (NADP+) activity; methylenetetrahydrofolate dehydrogenase (NAD+) activity. Gene Ontology annotation, cellular component: cytosol. The transcript is spliced from 3 exons. Gene Ontology annotation, biological process: purine nucleobase biosynthetic process. NCBI's taxonomy places the organism in Eukaryota, Fungi, Ascomycota, Sordariomycetes, Thyridiales, Thyridiaceae.
AUGGCUACCACUGAAGUCCCCAAGACCUGCAAGGUCGUCCUUGCAGAGAACAUCGCCAAGAACCUGCUCGCGGAGGUCAAGGACACUCUGCAGAAGAUCCAGACUGCUGGCGACGUCAAGCCGUGUCUGGCCGCCUUCCUGGCUAACGACGACCCUGCUGCUGUCAAGUAUGCAGAGUGGUCCAAGAAGACCUGCGAGGAGAACAGUGGCUUCGACUUCGAUCUGCGCAAGGUGGAGAAGGAUAUGCUCGAGGAGGCCAUCAUGGCGGCCAACGAGGACGACACGGUAGAUGGAAUCAUUGUCUACUACCCGAUUUUCCCCGGCAAUCCUACCCACGACAAGUACAUCCAGGAGACAGUCUCCCUGUCCAAGGACGUCGAGGGUCUCUGCCACAAGCACCUUUACAACAUGUACCACAACGUCCGUUUCCUCGACCCUCCUGCGAAUCUCAAGAAGUCGAUCCUCCCCUGCACUCCCCUAGCCGUCGUCAAGAUCCUCGAGUAUCUCCAGAUCUACAACUCCAUCAUCCCUUCCGGCAACCGCCUGUUCGGCAAGACGAUCACGGUGAUCAACCGGUCCGAGGUCAACGGGCGGCCGCUUGCUGCUCUCCUCGCCAACGACGGCGCUACGGUCUACUCUGUCGACCUGACUGGCGUGCAGCUCUUCACCCGUGGUCAGGGCAUCAAGCAACCCAGGCAUAAGGUGUUGGACAAGGAGGGCUGGACGCUGGAUCACUGCCUUCCUCUGAGCGAUGUCGUCAUCGGUGGUGUUCCUGCAGAAGGCUUCAAGGUUCCCAUCGAGCUGAUUCGUGAUGGUGCUGUCUGCAUCAACUUCUCCUCCUUCAGAAACUUUGACGGCCCGGCUGUCAAGGAGAAGGCCUCCAUAUAUGUGCCUUCGGUGGGCAAGGUCACCAUUGCCGUCCUUCUGCGUAACCUGGUACGGCUCAUCGCCAACCGACCACCACGGGCCGACGCUUCCAAGGAUGAUUCCCAGGCCAAGGCUAAGAGUGAGGCAUUCCUUGAAGGUUGA